This is a messenger RNA of Nothobranchius furzeri (turquoise killifish), 3859 nucleotides long. RefSeq names its product zinc finger protein 296 (gene znf296). The record is from RefSeq and is a predicted model, not a curated record. Gene Ontology annotation, biological process: negative regulation of dendrite development; regulation of transcription by RNA polymerase II. Gene Ontology annotation, molecular function: RNA polymerase II cis-regulatory region sequence-specific DNA binding; DNA-binding transcription factor activity. Lineage: Eukaryota; Metazoa; Chordata; Actinopteri; Cyprinodontiformes; Nothobranchiidae. Gene Ontology annotation, cellular component: nucleus.
CUGCGCGCUGCUGGGAGAAGAAGCGUGAACUUGAACGCCGUCGCUUCAGCUCAGUGCGAGUCCAGGCGGAGGCCAGCAAGUCUUAUCAGUCCGUCCCCGCCGCUCGAGUGUCGGUCAACUUAUCAGAGAAGGACCAGCUGGACUGGGUUUGGUUUGGGACCCUGAAAAGGUGCCAAACGCUCUACGCGAUGUCCAGGCGCAAACUUGGAAGCCGACCGCAGCACCUGAGUGCUAUUCAAGAUGCUCCUGAUAUGGAGGGAGGCACAGGCUCCUCAGGUGACCAGCCUCCUCUUCCUCCUCCACCAGUUUGUUUGCCUGAUGAAGGUCGUGACUUGCUGACCUGUGGCCAGUGCAGCCAGGCUUUUCCGCUUGCUCACAUCCUGGCAUUCAUCCAGCACAAACAGGGUGGCUGCGGCUCACAAAACCAAGCCACCGACGCCGCCACCACCCCACCUUCACCUGCCAGCCGAGCCGGGCACCAUCAGGUCGCCAACGCCAAACCUGGACCGGGCUUCAUCGAGCUCCGAAGAGGCGGUGGCACCAGGGACCAGUCCUGGGUGGAGGAGCCCGAUGUGAGCUUGAAGGCGGAGCUUAGCAAACCAGCUCUAGAUGAGCCCUUGUUUUUCACCUGCCUGCAGUGUGAAGGUGUGUUUUCAUCUGCGUGGGCACUCUUGCAGCACGCUCAGCACACACACUCCUUCUGCAUCUACCAAGAGGGUGAGGACUACGACAUGGGGGGAAGAGGAGGGGGCCAUAAACAGAGCAAACCUGCAGCAGCCAUUCUGGACCCACGCCACCUCAGCCAGGCUCUUGCUUCUGCUUUUCACCGCCGCUCCCAUCAGACUCACUCCACCUCCUCCAGUGGGAAUCUGCAGGCGUUGAACUUUUCAGUACGACUCAGAGAGUUUGCCGAGGGGAAUAACCUCAACAGCAGCUCUUCCAUGGACCUCGGGUUGUCCCCGUCUUCGUCUCCUCCAGCAGCUUCUACUUUUCCUCAGACCGGUUCUCUUCCAGCGGACUUCCACUGUAAGCUGUGUGAGCAGAACUUCCCCUCCCUGCGGGCCCUCUCUUCCCACCGCCGGACUCACUCCUGCGAGAGGCCCUAUCACUGCGGAGUGUGUGGGCAGGCCUUCGCUCAGAGUGGUCAGCUGGCUCGUCACAUAAGGAAUCACCACAGGGAUGCUGCAGGUGCAGGAAGUGGCUGUGAGUCGGUGGAGACUGUCUUGUUGGAGGAGGAUGCUGGGAGGAUAAGAGGGAGGCUUCAGAUGCAGUCAGCGAGAGCGGCAAAGGGAGUUCAGGGCUCCUCUGAGCUGGACCUGACCAUACCUAAACACCCAUCCUUGGCUUCAGGUCUAAUGCUGCUGACCUCCCAGCUCAGACCCCCAGACAAGGAGCUGCUCAGGCUGUACCAGAACCACAGAGCUGGGACGGAGGGAGGAGAGGAGGGAGUUGAGGCUCAUGGGGAGCCCCAGGCCACCUCCCCCUGCGCAAGUCCCUCUGAAGGUUCGCUAGAGAGCGGGGAGACGGGAGGAAGUGGCGAAAGCGGCAUCGCCAGUGGCAACUGCACGCCUAAACGUCCAGAGAUGAGUGACAGGACGCGAGGAGUCGGAGAGUGGGACAGUGAAAGAGGGGAGCUCAUUGAGAGGGAGAAGGAGUGGGCUUCCACUCAAGUCAGUGAGGCGGUGCAGGAGUGGCAGAGGGACUACGAGAGGAGGAGUACCACUGCAGGAGGUGCUGCUAACGGUAAAGGAAACAAUGGCUCCACUCCAGGUUCAACUGGGAAGAAGAAGAAGGACGAGGCCUGUGAAUUCUGUGGUAAACAGUUCAGGAACAGCAGUAACCUGACUGUGCACCGACGCAGCCACACAGGCGAGCGGCCGUACCGCUGUGGCCUCUGCAACUACGCCUGCGCUCAGAGCUCCAAGUUAACACGCCACAUGAAGACCCACGGUGCUCAGGGGGCCAAGGCGUCCUUCUUGUGCCAGCUGUGCGCCGUGCCCUUCACAGUCUAUGCCACCCUGGAGAAACAUCUGAAGAAAGUUCACGGCCUAAGCCACGCCAGCGUGGGAGCGUACGCACAGGCCAGCGCCGCGGACACUUUAGCUGCUUUAAGAGUGGGGGAGGAACAAGCAGUGGUGAAGAUGGAGGAGGAGGAGGAUGAGGCCAAUUUGGACAUGGAGAAUAAAAUUCAGGGUGAUGUGUUAGUUAGCAUGAAGGUGGAAGAGGAACAAAGCCAAGCAGAAUAUGCAGAGGGCAGUCCAGCCCUAGCAGAAGAUCUCCCACAUGAAAACAAUGCAGAGGUGAGCUUAGCUUUAACUUCUGCUCUCUGAGAGAGAGAAAAUUUUAAAAAGCACUUAACUGAAAUCAAAAGUCACGUUUGAGGAAGAAACUGCAAGACUUUUUCCUCAGCAGCAGGGAGUCUCAUGGUCCUGCCAGCACAGAGGCACACAGCAGCCUGCAGUCAAUUCAGUGCAAAGCUGCUAGUUGAAAGUAAAGUGCCUACAGUUCUUCAGACCACAGAGAAAAACAAGGCCGUGACAUUCAGCAGGGAGAUUACCAUAGCUCAUGAACAGGAAGUGUGCCGCCACAGUCCACAUCAACACAGGAAACCGAUCACCAUGUUGCAGCGCAGGAUGCAAAAGACUUAUGAUUUAUGUCUCUGAUGACCUACUGGACAGGUGGAGAUGAAUAACUACUGUCAAACAAACCACAGUAAAAACAAGUAAAUAUAUAUAUUGAUUUUAAAACGCCCAGCAAUAGAGGAAUGUUAAUAUAUUCAGCUCCAGGGGAUGGAGGGAGGUCAUGUUGUGCUACCUAGCUGUUUUCUUUUGAGAAUACCUUUUAAAGACUUUAGAACAGACACAGAGCUGAUCUGAAUCCAAACACCGUCUGCCUGUAGUUUGUCACACUCCUCUUUUUAAAGGCGCUUGGUUGUCACAACACUUGUCACUUCAUGUUUACAGGGCCCACAGGGCCGAACAAGGUUGUGCUCCAAACUUUGUAACCGUACGCAUGAAUAAGUUCCUGCUUUUCUUUCAAUUUCUAAUUUUAUAGAUGUGCAGAUAGACUUUUAAAGUCUCACCUACUGAUGUUUUUGUAUGAUUAGUCUCUAUGCAUAAAAAACCAGCAGUUUUCUCUGUGAAACGGGUGUGUAUAGUUUCCCCCUUUGCUCUGUUUUCCCUCUCUGGUCUUUUCUGUUGGUGAGGUGCCGGACUGUGUGGAGCUCGUGCAUGCUUCGAAGCCGUUUAAAGAUGUUUCUGUUGGUGCCUGUCUUUGAAUUCUUCCUAAUUUAUGGACUCUGCAUGUUGAUUGCUCAACGGACAUAGUCUGUUUUCAUUGCUGAACCUACAGGGUCGACGGGUGCAGUCGUUUGUUGGAAGGCUGCAGAGUCUGAAUGAGCACUUGGGUGAAUGUAGGCAUGUGAAAAUGUGUUUUAUGCAAUUUACCCCUAAUCUUUGCCAUCGUUUCACUGACUCGGUUGUCUCCGUGCUGAGAUUCUGGUGUGUCAUCUGACUUGUUGGUAUUUUGACACAAAGUUGGCUAAUUUCACAAUAAAACCUCCAGUAAAUUGUCCGCUUUUUAUCUCUACUGUAAUAACUCCGGUACAUCUGAUGCUUUCAGGUCAAAACUUUUUUUUAAAGUGAAUAAAAGUGAGUUGAGUGCUGUGUAACUGUUCAGGGAAGAUGUUUGUAUAUAGUUCUUAUUGCGCUCCUUGUUAUUUAUCUGCCUGCCCCUGUUACAUAUGAUUCAUGUUCAUUUAUAUGCUUAAAACCGAAGCUAUGUGGCUUUUCUGUCUGUAAAAUUUACAUAUUGUUAUGAAUCUUUUCACAAGAAGCCUCAAUAAAGACUUGAGAUGAAA